ACGAGAUCACAUGAUCCGCGGCGGUCCGUGUUAGCUUGUUGUUAGCCUGUUAGCAGCUAGCCCCGUUAGCAACGAGCCUCUUUGCAGCGCACCAGGAAACGGUGCGACCUGGCGAGAUCUCGACACCUCGCCACACAGUCGCCGAGGCGGUCGUCUGUCAAACACAUGUCAUUUCGGUCGCUUCGUGCUUUAUUCGUCGUUGGCACCGCGGGGCCCCAGAAGCUGUGAGCCGGUUGAACGUUACCUACAUGGCCGUUCACUCCAACAUCACACAGAAGAGCAUGUGACUGAGGACUAGUGUAUAAAGCACAUGAUCUGGACCAGUGGAGGCCAAAGUCAAUCGAGGGCAAAAGUAAUUCAAAGCGGACAAGCGGGAGUGAAUAGCCAUGACGACGAAGACGUCCCUGCUGAAAGUGAUCCUGCUGGGUGACGGCGGUGUCGGAAAAAGCUCCAUCAUGAAUCGCUACGUCACCAACAAGUUCGACGCGCACCUUUUCCACACCAUCGGUGUGGAGUUCCUCAACAAGGACCUGGAGGUAGAUGGCCACCAGGUUACCCUGCAGAUCUGGGACACUGCCGGCCAGGAGCGCUUCCGCAGCCUGAGGACUCCUUUCUAUCGAGGCUCUGACUGCUGCCUGCUCACUUUCAGCGUAGAUGACAACCAGAGUUUCCUCAACCUGGGCAACUGGAAGAAGGAGUUCAUCUACUAUGCGGACGUCAAGGAGCCGGAGAAGUUCCCGUUUGUGAUCUUGGGCAACAAACUGGACGUGACUGAGCGGCAGGUGUCUGCUGAGGAGGCUCAGCAAUGGUGCAAGGAGAACGGCGACUACCCCUAUUAUGAGACCAGUGCCAAGGAUGCUACCAACGUAGCAGUGGCCUUUCAGGAAGCAGUGCGGAGAGUGUUGGCAAUGGACGAAAGAACAGACCACCUCAUCCCCACGGACACAGUCAAGCUCCACAGAAAACCUCGCUCUGCCGGCACUUGCUGUUCAUAACGUCCAGGAGUUUUCACUAACAUUAAUUUGCUGUCAUGCGACGAUGCUGUAGGUGUACAAUGCUGUAGUAAUAUCCUAUUUAAACAAAUUAUGCUACUGGCUUUGUGAUUUGUUAUACUGUUAACGGUUUGAUAAUGCUAAUAGCUGGACUUGGGUUUGAAGAGAGAGAGAUAGAACACUAAAUCCAUCCCAGUCUAAGUACAAAUUAUCACAAAAGCACUGAAUCAUUUCACUCACAAAAGGAUUGCAAAAAAAGAAACAUAAUUUUGUGUUGGCUUUAAAUUACCUGUGGGGAAGUAAAUACAGUAUGUGUUUAACAAAUGCAUUAUCUUUGAAAAGUUUUCACUUCCCUAUCAAAUGGUACAAUCUUCCAUUCAAGUCAAAUUAUAUUGUGACUCACUGAUGAUGUUUAGAAGUGUGCUACCUCGGUAGUCCUUGUGAUGGGGUCCUUGAACUUCACUCCAGAAUGUGACUAUGCUGAUUAGGUGAUGACCUGUAUAUUUGUAUUAAGAAAAUAAUUGCAUAAUUAAAAUAAUUUAAACAACCCAAUAACCUUAUUCCCGAGGAUUGUAAAGUAGCUAAGGCACUACUCUGUGUAACUAACAAAUUAAGGAUGAUCGCACCUUAGGGUGUUGUUUGUGGACAUUCUGCAUAGUAAAUAGAUUGUGGCUAUGUGCUGGAAGCACUGAGGGACAUGAUCCCUAACAGAAGAUAAAUAUUUAAGCGAAGUUAACAUGCAUGGCAUAUGGUGUAUUUAUGCAUCUGGAAAGUUAUUAAUUUUCCACACUUUUGACUUAAAUCACUGAAUCAAGCUACAGUAUUUCCUUUAAUUAAAUAGUGGUCAUGAUUAAGUAAACUCUUUUUUAUCAUUGUUGGGCUUAUUGUUUUAAAUAAUGAUUUUGAUCAUUAUGCACUCAAUGAACAUCUUGUCCCCUUCCCUGCGCGUAAUUUUUUUUACAUGCUGAUCCAUUCAUUUAUCUUUAUGGUUUCUCAUUUGGAUUUCAUUUGUAUUUAAAGAUGUUCUUCUGGUAAACCAAACAAUAAAAAAAAAACCUUCA
This is a messenger RNA of Scophthalmus maximus (turbot), 2053 nucleotides long. RefSeq names its product RAB9A, member RAS oncogene family (gene rab9a). Lineage: Eukaryota; Metazoa; Chordata; Actinopteri; Pleuronectiformes; Scophthalmidae. Gene Ontology annotation, cellular component: phagocytic vesicle; late endosome; lysosome. Gene Ontology annotation, biological process: retrograde transport, endosome to Golgi; Rab protein signal transduction. The transcript is spliced from 3 exons. Gene Ontology annotation, molecular function: GTP binding; GTPase activity. Bases 387 to 995 code for a protein of 202 amino acids. The record is from RefSeq and is a predicted model, not a curated record.